Molecule: messenger RNA, 2065 nt
Organism: Paecilomyces variotii
Lineage: Eukaryota; Fungi; Ascomycota; Eurotiomycetes; Eurotiales; Thermoascaceae
Exons: 5
Coding region: 154-1758 (534 amino acids)
Biological process (GO): proteolysis
Molecular function (GO): metallodipeptidase activity
Source: RefSeq, a predicted model, not a curated record
UGGUACGUUGUAUCUCUGGCUCGCGUGUUGUACGGCGCAACCGUCGGGAAUCGCGAUGCAACUCUAGGAAUUAACGUAAUAAGUAGUCGCCCAAAGAAAAGGCCCUCUUCUUAUUCGCCCAAAUCUGCGACCCCUCUAUCGGUAUCUAUUCCAAUGCUCCCCGCUCUGUCCCUCCGUCGCAUUUCAGCAUCGUUUCCUAGGUGCAGACAAAUUUCUUCGUCUUCACCUACACCUGGGCUUCCUUGCGUGUUGAAGUCUUUCAUUCCCAGAUCGUCUCAGACAACCCCUCGUCGAUUCUUCUACGGACAUAUUGACGACCGCAAAAUGGCGCCGCAGUUGGAGCCUUUUUUCAAGGAGGUGGACCAGCAGUCUGAGUCUUUUAUUGACCGUCUUCGCAAGGCUGUUGCGAUUCCAUCCGUCUCUGCUCAGGAUGAGAACCGAAAGGAUGUCUUCAAGAUGGCCGAUUUCCUCGCUUCUGAGCUGGAAGCUCUCGGAGCUGAAGUGCACAAAAGACCACUAGGAAAGCAGCCCGGUAAGGAGCAUCUCGAUCUGCCGCCUGUUGUCAUUGCCCGAUAUGGAAACGACAAGAACAAGCGGACGAUCUUGGUGUACGGCCACUAUGACGUCCAACCGGCUUUGAAGGAAGAUGGAUGGGCUACUGAGCCUUUCACCCUUAGCAUUGACGAUAAGGGAAGAAUGUACGGUCGUGGUGCUACGGAUGACAAGGGACCUGUCCUGGGCUGGUUGAACGUUAUCGAAGCUCACAAGAAGGCUGGCGUCGAGUUCCCUGUGAACUUGCUAUGCUGCUUUGAGGGAAUGGAGGAAUACGGCUCCGAAGGGUUGGACGAGUUCAUCCAGGCUGAGAGCAAGGGAUUCUUCAAGGACGCAGAUGCCGUCUGUAUCUCCGACAACUACUGGCUGGGAACUGAAAAGCCCUGCCUAACCUAUGGUCUGCGAGGCUGCAACUACUACUCUGUCAGCGUCUCUGGUCCUGCUCAGGAUUUGCACAGCGGUGUAUUCGGUGGAUCUGCACACGAACCCAUGACAGACCUGGUCAACAUUCUGUCAAAGUUGGUCGAUUCUCAGGGAAACAUCUUGAUUCCAGGUCUCAUGGAUCUUGUUGCCCCUCUGACAGAGGAGGAGAAGACGCUCUACGGUGGAAUCAGCUACAAAAUGGAAGACCUUCACGAGUCGCUGGGCAGUGAAACCAGCAUUCAUCCCACCAAGGAGAGGACUCUGAUGGCUCGAUGGAGAUAUCCUUCUCUGUCUAUUCACGGUAUCGAAGGUGCAUACUCCGCACCUGGUGCCAAAACAGUUAUUCCGGCCAAGGUUAUCGGCAAGUUUUCCAUCAGAACCGUGCCCAACAUGGAGAGCGCGGAUGUGAACAAAUUGGUGUUCGAUUAUAUCAAGGCAGAAUUUGCCAAGCUGAACACGAAGAACAAGCUGGAUGUCUGGCUCCAGCACGACGGCAAGUGGUGGGUUGCUAGCCCGAAGCACUGGAACUUUACAGCUGCCAGUAAGGCUGUGAAGCAAGUUUUCGGAGUCGAGCCCGAUAUGACUCGUGAGGGUGGAAGUAUUCCUGUCACAUUGACUUUCGAGCAGGCAACGGGCAAGAACGUGUUGCUUUUGCCGAUGGGCAGCUCCACGGAUGCUGCUCACUCUAUCAACGAGAAGCUCGACAAGCGAAACUAUAUCGAGGGAACGAAGCUGCUGGGAGCUUAUCUUCACUAUGUCGCGGAGGAGCCCAUUGUUAACUAAGAGAAUCUCGAAGAGGGGCGUUUAUUCAAGCGCUUCAAGCAAGUCAGCGUCGUACAACUGCAAGCACGGCUUUGAUGAUUUCUCUCAGUGCUGUUCCUUCUCCAUCCUAAGAAGUCGUGGAACUUAUUAUCGGAGACAGAGAUAUUCGUAAUACAUAAAAGGAUAUCGGAGAAGAAACACGUCGAGUUCACUAGGAGUGUAUCAAGGAUCAUGUGGUGCACGAAAUUAGCCAAAUAUCCACUUGGGUACUCUCAUAUGGGUAGUUAUGGUAUUAUCUAUGUCAAUGAACAGAGAAAAAUAAACCUCU